Molecule: messenger RNA, 1344 nt
Organism: Melampsora larici-populina 98AG31
Lineage: Eukaryota; Fungi; Basidiomycota; Pucciniomycetes; Pucciniales; Melampsoraceae
Exons: 3
Coding region: 1-1344 (447 amino acids)
Source: RefSeq, a predicted model, not a curated record
AUGUCGACCCCAGUCAAAUCCAAAGAUGGCAAGCCCGUGCCUACUACGGUUCUAAAUGCUAUAAAGAUUUGUGAUUUCAUCAAUAGGCUAGGGAUGUCGCCAAAGCAAUUCAUGGUCACUUUCCUGUGUUCUACCGAAGAGGAGAUAGUGGUUCGCCAACGUCUAAGCAAAAUUGGGUUGGGAGGGCGUGAAACUCGUUCAAUUGUCAAUAAUCUAGGCAGAUUGACAAAGGCAUCCAAUGCCGGCCGAAUUAUAUGGGACAAACUGAUUUUGGAGGAGGCAUCGGAUAUAGUGAUCGAGCAAGAGGUCACUCGAAGUGCGUUUCCGGCGGGAGGGUAUGUCAGCUCCAGCGCGGUCACCCCCGAUUUUUUCAGUGAUGCUUCAGACAAACGUCGAACGGAAUUAGUCAAGAGUGGAAUGCCCUUUCUACACAACCUGAUUCACCGCAAAAUUGCCCAUGCAAUGGGCAAGAAGCAUGUUCAUACGCCGAUCUCCCAGGGCACAGACAACCCAGAUCCCGGUGAGGCUCCAGAGGAAGGCGCCGACGAGGAUGACGUACCAAUGUCGAUGGAGAAUUUGGUGUACGUUAAAUCCACUCCGAAAAUCCAACCGGCACUUUUGGCCGAAUGUAACCCGGACGAACUUGGUUUACCUGCGUUUCUCGAUGCGAUGGCCGCCGCAGACCGAAGACCUGUGAACAUGAGUCUGUUCACACCUGGCGUCGCGGAAAGUCAGCACUGGCGGUCAGUGAUCAAAGCGCAGAUGGCUAGUGCACUCAUGGAUUAUAUAGAGCACAUACCUGGGGCCCCCAAGGCCGAAAAGUUACCUAAACUUUUGACAAAACCCCCGUCGAUUGAUCCCAUCCCAAUGCACAAGCCCAACAUUCACUUCUUACGAAUGAUGGACGCUCCAGAUUCGUCAGCGGAGGGUGUAUCACGUGUGAUUGAUCAGAUUUUAGGCCAGAUCGGAAUGGACCGUGAAGAUUAUGCGAAACACCUUUUGGUUGCGGGUGGCGACGUUGGAUCGAAUCAACUGGUCGAAAGCCUGAGAGUCAAAAGGUUCCCUCCUAUUGAUUCAGUGGAAGGCUAUGAGUGGGUCCUCUCAGUCUUUGGUGGGGCCCACACGACUUGGAAUAUGGCGAAGAGCCUAUGGAAACAUCAUUGGGGUGACUCAUCCAAGGCGGAGGAUACCGGAGUGUGGCGGUCAGCGUUUGCUUUAGGAUUGGAAUACAAGCAAGCGGCCGACUCACAAGAUUUCAACACCAUCAUGAGAUCAUGCCAAAUUGUACAUCAGGCCAAUCUGGUUUUUGUGUUGAGGUCAGUCUCGAUUCAAAAACCAGUUUGA